AUGGAGCCAGAGAUGGAGGACAAGACGCUGGAGUUGAUGUGUUCCCUGCCUCGCUCUCUCUGGCUGGGUUGUUCCUCGGUGGCUGAGAGUUUAUGUGCUCUCAGAUGUCUGCAGAGCCUGCCCUCCACCCGGGUCCACAACCAGAACAUGACAGUUAUGGAGACUCAGAAUCUCACAAAUGAACUGUCACCAAAGAAAACUGUGUUUAAGGUGGGUAACGGGCCGUUGUCAGGUUUGAGGAAGCGGCCUUCGGGAGGGAACUAUGAGAAAGAGAAAGACGUGUGUAUUCAGCUGUUUGAUCAGUGGUCAGAAGCAGACCAGGUGGAGUUUGUGGAACAUCUCAUCUCCCGAAUGUGCCACUAUCAACACGGACACAUCAACUCCUACCUCAAACCUAUGCUGCAGAGAGACUUUAUCACAGCACUGCCAGCCCAGGGUCUGGACCACAUAGCGGAGAAUAUUCUGUCGUUUCUAGAUGCUCGGUCUCUGUGCUGUGCGGAGCUGGUGUGUAAGGAGUGGCAGCGGGUGAUCUCGGAGGGCAUGCUGUGGAAAAAACUCAUCGAGCGCAUGGUCAGAACAGACCCACUGUGGAGGGGACUUGCCGAGAGACACCAGUGGGAGAAGUACCUUUUUAAGAACCGCACUUCAGAAGUCCCACCCAACUCUUAUUACCACUCCCUCUAUCCCAAAAUCAUUCAAGACAUUGAGACUAUAGAGGCCAAUUGGAGGUGUGGUAGGCAUAACCUACAGAGGAUUCAGUGUCGAUCAGAGAACAGUAAGGGCGUCUACUGCCUUCAGUACGAUGACGAAAAAAUCAUCAGUGGCCUACGAGACAACUCAAUAAAGAUCUGGGAUAAGCAGACUCUGGAGUGCCUGAAGGUUCUGACGGGUCACACCGGGUCGGUUCUCUGUCUGCAGUACGAUGAAAGAGUCAUAGUAACAGGAUCGUCAGACUCCACUGUCAGGGUUUGGGAUGUUGGUUCAGGGGAAGUCUUAAACACUCUGAUCCACCAUAAUGAGGCGGUUCUGCACCUGCGGUUCUGUAACGGUUUGAUGGUGACAUGUUCGAAAGACCGCUCUAUUGCAGUGUGGGACAUGGCCUCUCCCACAGAUAUCAGCCUCAGGCGAGUUUUGGUCGGACACCGCGCUGCCGUUAAUGUGGUUGACUUUGAUGACAAAUACAUUGUCUCUGCGUCGGGAGACAGGACUAUCAAGGUUUGGAGCACGAGCACGUGUGAGUUUGUGCGAACGCUGAAUGGGCAUAAGCGUGGCAUUGCCUGCCUACAGUACAGAGACAGACUGGUGGUCAGUGGCUCCUCUGACAACACCAUCCGGUUGUGGGAUAUAGAGUGUGGAGCUUGUUUGCGUGUGUUGGAAGGUCAUGAGGAGUUAGUACGCUGCAUCCGUUUCAACAACAAGAGGAUCGUCAGCGGAGCUUAUGAUGGAAAAAUUAAAGUGUGGGAUCUGCAAGCAGCUUUGGAUCCACGGGCACCAGCCAGUACUCUGUGUCUGCGUACACUUGUGGAACACUCGGGUCGCGUGUUCCGUCUGCAGUUUGAUGAGUUUCAGAUCAUCAGUAGUUCCCACGAUGACACCAUCCUCAUCUGGGAUUUCCUUAACGUCUCUACCAACGGACAGCCAGAUUCCCGAUCACCGUCACGCACUUACACUUAUAUUUCCAGAUAGCAGGUGCCUCUCAUGUGUGCCAGUGUAUCCUGGGAGAGCUGAAAGCUGAUGUUGGCCGUUGGCUGAAUCUGUAACAGAAAGGCGGUCCAGGGAUCCUCCUCUUCCUCCUCCGGUUCCUCUCUCUCCCACCUCUAUCCAUCCCGUUCUGCACUGAAACUCCGAGAGACAAACAAAAAACCCGCACUAGCCUUGUUCACAGCACACACAUACACACACACACACAUACACACACACACACACACACAAACACACGCGCACACAUAGUGUUAAACUGCACUACUCUGAAAAGCACAUACACUUGUCCUCUCUUAUACCCGUCACUAUCCUACAACCAAAAACAAACACUUGGCACGCAUAUAACUAUAAGAGUAUUAAUAUACCGUACUACCGUACUAUACAGGCAUAUUCAUCCUUUCUCACUCAUUCCUCCCAUCCUGGGGAAAAGAAGAAAAGAGAAAAAGGACUAUAGGAGAAACAGAGAGAGUGAUGGGACUGACAAACAGAUUGAUGAUGGCUAGCAGCACAAGAGGAAGAGACUCUUUACCCAAUCUGUUAAAAAACGCACUGAGGAGGAGAGAUGAAUGGAGGGAUGAGUAUGGUAAAGGCAGAAAACGAUGUUAACCUGCUCAUGUCCUCUCUCUGGUGUCUGGUAUUGACUCUGUCUUUGGGACGUGGGAUAUGCUCGUAUGUUGCGGACUUGUGAGCGCUCAAUGAGGGAGGCCCAUGCUGACUGAACUGGGUCUCUCUCUCUCUCUCUCUCUCUCUGUCUGUCUUGGUUUUCGUUUUUGUAUCUCCAGACUGAACCUGCAUGUGCGGCUGAGGAGAGACCGCGGUCUCCUGCCAUACUUCUUUUCUCCGGUUCUUUUUAUCUUCCUUUUACAUUCUUAAUUUUUUAUUCCUUUUUCUUAAUUUCCCUUUCGCGGCUUGUCUUGUUCGUAUGAUUAUGCGAGGCAUCGCGUGUGUCGCGUUCACUCAGUGUUAAGUCUUUUUCUCUCUCUCUCCCUCUCUCUCUCUCUCUCUCUCUCUCUCUCUCUUUCUGUCUCUCUCUUAUUCCAUCCCUCCAUCUCUUUCUCUUGCUUGCCUGGUUUCUGAGAGCUUGUGGCUCAGAGCUGAAUCUAGC
Chanos chanos (milkfish) is the source of this 2806-nucleotide messenger RNA. RefSeq names its product F-box and WD repeat domain containing 11a (gene fbxw11a). NCBI's taxonomy places the organism in Eukaryota, Metazoa, Chordata, Actinopteri, Gonorynchiformes, Chanidae. The record is from RefSeq and is a predicted model, not a curated record. Gene Ontology annotation, molecular function: protein dimerization activity. The coding region runs from base 1 to 1686 and encodes 561 amino acids. The transcript has 14 exons.